Molecule: messenger RNA, 711 nt
Organism: Anastrepha ludens (Mexican fruit fly)
Lineage: Eukaryota; Metazoa; Arthropoda; Insecta; Diptera; Tephritidae
Gene: robl
Product: dynein light chain roadblock-type 2
Exons: 3
Coding region: 117-410 (97 amino acids)
Biological process (GO): microtubule-based movement
Cellular component (GO): cytoplasm; cytoplasmic dynein complex; centrosome
Molecular function (GO): dynein intermediate chain binding
Source: RefSeq, a predicted model, not a curated record
CCUAAUUGUGUUUUCCACUUGGUCGAUGACAACAUUGAUUUUCAUUCUAGUCGUCCAUUGACUUGAGAAAAAAUUUUGCAAAUUUUGUCAGGUUUCAGCAAUAAAUCCGGAGAGCCAUGUCGCAAGAAGUUGAGGAGACAUUGAAACGCAUCCAGUCACAUAAGGGUGUUGUCGGCACUAUCGUUGUCAACAAUGAAGGUAUACCAGUCAAGUCGACAUUGGACAACACGACCACAGUACAGUACGCUGGUCUCAUGAGCCAACUGUCUGACAAAGCACGUAGUGUUGUGCGUGACUUAGACCCAUCUAACGAUCUUACUUUCCUGCGUGUGCGUUCUAAAAAGCAUGAAAUUAUGGUUGCACCUGAUAAAGAUUUUAUAUUGAUAGUCAUUCAAAAUCCCACAGACUAAAUGGUGGAAUGGAAGUUUUCAAAAAUGGAGCUUCUUAAAUUACUUCUGUAUUUAUUGUAUUCGACGUAUGCCAAGGCGCAUUCAUUAAAAGUGGUGGCACUAGACCCACUCAGCUGAUUUACCAACACCUUUAAUAGAUUCGCCUUGGCGUAUACCUUCGAUUUUUAGUUUGCAUCUACAUAUAUACAGAUCCAUAUACAAUAUGUCUUAAGAUCUGCUUGCAUAUUAUGUGAUUUAAUGUUAGUAUUAAUUUUGAUACGAACUUAAUAAAGCACAAUGCAAAUGCUUUUGAAACUAAAAA